Molecule: messenger RNA, 1484 nt
Organism: Malaya genurostris
Lineage: Eukaryota; Metazoa; Arthropoda; Insecta; Diptera; Culicidae
Exons: 5
Coding region: 66-1223 (385 amino acids)
Source: RefSeq, a predicted model, not a curated record
UUAUUUGUUAGUUGUAUCUAUAUAGGUCGAAUUUAGCUUGCGUCAGUUAUUCAAAGCACAAAAGUAUGAUCAAUUUGUCGAACAAGUGUAUUUGCUGUAUCGCAAUACUUGUAGUUUGUUAUUUCGGUAUCAGAUCAGCGGAAGUUAUUAGAGUUUUGGAUAACACACAUACCUAUCAGAAUCACUUUGAAGGUUUGCCGGACGACGGAGGAGGAAAAAAACUGAAGGUUCUUUCAAGGAAAAGACGCUUCAUAACAUUUCCCGAAGGAAGCUCAUUUCAAGUUGUAUACGAUCAAACAAUUCCAAUAGUCGGCAGCACGCUACUGUUCACGGUGGGCGUGACGGUUGCAGCGGCCUGGCAGCUUCCCAGUAUAACGUACUUCGAAAUACUCCACUUGCUACAGGAUAAAAUAUCCGAUGGAUCACUUCUACGCCGUACGGAUGAAAACACUAAUGGAACCACGCUAGUUGAUACAAAUUCGAGUAGCUACGGCACGAACAGUUCUUACUAUUCCAGCUACAGGCCAAAUCAGAGCUCCUACCUUAAUACGAGUAAGAAACCGAAUAUUCUCAGCUAUUAUUAUGACAGCCCAUCGCCGGCAUCAGGCGUCUCAAACCGAAUAAAUUAUUAUACUAGUGGGGAAGAAAACAUUGGCACAACAAAAGACAAGUACCAAAACAAGUGGCAGCCACUGGGCAGUAGUAGUAGUAAUAGCUACAAUAAUUUCCCUCCCAACUUUGUGACGCCGUAUAAUGGGACUGGGAACAACUGGAGCAAUUUGGCCAACAGGUAUCUACAAGAGUGGGUCCGCCGGCACCCUCCCAAUUUCCCGAUGAACAGAAAGCGGUUCUAUCCCGUGUUUGGCAAACGUAGCAUUGACGAGCGCACUCACCCGGAAGAUAAAUUCUUUCUGGAUCACCAUCGUUCGACACGGCACAAGCUGUAUCGAAAAAUCGAAACAUUUCUAGAUGCGAAAGGUAACCAUGGCCAUCACUGUGUGCUAAGGGCCCUGUGUGAAAGUGGACAAAAGCGGGACGCUACCGAGCCGGAAUCAUUUCUUCGGGAAAUAUUGAAGGCUGUUUUCAGCUUGCCAACCACACACGAAGAUCCGGUCGAUUACACGCACCGAACGUACGACGAGGCUCAUGCACAUACCGGAAAUUGCGCGGAACGGUAUCCUUUCUGCAAAGACAGCAUAUGGUCAGAGGAUUUCAUAUUCUGAGACCAAGUGGUAAAAAAAUGAUGCGCUUAGUAAUCUAAUUUAACCAAACCAAAAACUUUGUUAGUAGCGAUUUUUAAUAGGACUUGCACUGUUGCACUUGAGUGAAGAUGUGAGCAUCUAUCAUUCCGUUUGAAGGAACAAGUUCCUUACGAUAGCUUCGUCUAUAAUUCGUAUUUUACUAUGAAGACCUUGAAGCUUAUCAAGAAAUAUUUAUUUUAAGUUUGAAAAGUUUAGAGAUAAGGUUAGUUUAAGUGAGAAAUA